Messenger RNA from Molossus molossus (Pallas's mastiff bat), 2593 nucleotides. It is a transcript of the gene RNF222, whose product is annotated as ring finger protein 222. NCBI's taxonomy places the organism in Eukaryota, Metazoa, Chordata, Mammalia, Chiroptera, Molossidae. The record is from RefSeq and is a predicted model, not a curated record. The transcript is spliced from 3 exons. The coding region runs from base 330 to 965 and encodes 211 amino acids.
GACGUGCUGCAUGCCCAACACCUCUGGGCGGCUCAGAUCUGCCCUAAGGAGGCCUCGGGUGGAGAGGUGGAUACUGCUCUUCCUGGCCUCAGCCAAAGCUUGGCUCCCAGUGACUUUUGGCCAUUUUCACAAUACCAGACAUACACUUGAAGGACAAAAAUCUGUCUUCACUGAGGUUAACCAGAAGGUUCUCAGGCAGCCCUCUAAGAAGAAUUUGAAGAAUGACUGAGCUGUGGCAGGUGGAGAAUGAGCCUACAGCUCCCUGAUGUGGCUACGCAGAGGGCCAGCAGGCAUUUGAAUGUCUGAGGCCCUGCCUUCCCAGAGCAGCCAUGUCAGAAGGGGAGAGUAAGGACAGCUCCGGCAGUGAGUGCCCCGUGUGCUAUGAGAAGUUCCGUGAUCUGGAGGGCGCCAGCCGGACACUGAGCUGUGGCCAUGUGUUCUGCCAUGACUGUCUUGUCAAGUACCUACUCUCCACCCGCGUGGAUGGGCAGGUCCAGAGGACCAUCGUCUGCCCCAUCUGUCGCUAUGUCACCUUCCUCAGCAAGAAGAGCUCCCGCUGGCCCUCCAUGCUGGACAAGAGCUCCCAGACCCUGGCUGUGCCUACGGGCCUGCCCUCUGGGCCACCACCAAGCACCCUGGGCCACACAAACCCCCUGGCCAUCUCCCAGCCUGUCUGGAGAGCAUCUCCAAGUCAGAGUACCCAGCUCCCCUUGGACUUACUGCCCAGCCUGCCCCGGGAGCCUCAGAUCUUCAUCAUCAGCCGCCAUGGGAUGCCCCUGGGGGAGCAGGACAGUGUCCUGCCACGGCGCAGCCUGGCACAGCUCUCAGAGGCAUCCCCAGCUCCCAGCUCCACCCGGUCAUUCUGCUGCAGAUCCCGGGCCCUCCUGCUCAUCACCCUCAUCGCCAUCGUGGCUGUGGUAGCUGCCAUCUUGCCCUGGGUACUGCUGGUGAGGAAGCAGGCAUGAGUGGAGGCACUUGCAGGAGCCGCCCAGUGAGGCCUGGCCUGAGAGCUGUUCUGGAAGCUUCCCCGCUCCACCCCACCCCACCAGGCUGGCCAAGGUCUAGGAAGGAGCAGAGAGCUCCCAGUGCAGACCUAGUGCAACCAAGCCCAGUGGGGAGACCUGGGGCAGAGAGAGGGCAUUAGGAUGGUGCUAACUGAAAGUAUGGUGGCAUCUCCCCACCUCCAGCUCCUUGCUCCCAGCAAGGGUUCAGACAGGACAGGGAAGCUGAGGGCUAUUAAUCUCUGAGGCUAGAGCUGAGCUGAGCACCUGAACUCUGAACUGAAAUGGAAACUCCAGGUUCUAGGCCAGGGUCAAAAAUGUGACAGAAGCCUCUCCUCAGAAACAAGAGCUGUGCCACCCGCCACCCACCACCCCCAAGUAGCCUCAGCAAAUACUUUCUCCUUCCCCUAGGCUAGAAAUGAACAAGGUGGGAAGAUGGGUGGUUUCCCCUUGCUUUGGGGUUACCAGCCCUGAGGUGUAGUUCUUAUCUGCCAGGUGAUCUACCUGAAGCCAGGUGGGGCUCCCUAGUAGGAACAAGGAAUUCUGUUGAAUGGGGGUCCAAUGGAAGGGCUCCUCCAGUCAGAAUUUUCACCCAGGAUUCUCUAGUUCGUUCUCACAAACAGAAGAGGUGGCACAGGGGCUGAAGGCACAUGUGCUUCCCAGAGUCUCAGCACCCAUCCAGGAUCCUCACAGCUGGACCACUGUGCACCCCCAAAUCGCCAGCCUGGAAUGUGCACUUCCCCAAGGAAGCAGCUGGUCUCAGAGGCUGUGGCGAGGAUGUCUGGGGAAAGUAACAGAAAAAGGCCUUCCUGGGAAGCUGAGGCCACAUUGGGAAACAGGAGUUUGUUGAUAGAGGCCGAAGCCAGCAGAAUGGCCCACAAACUCAGCCAAAGUUCUCCCCAAGUCUCCCAAGCCCAAGGAAUGGUCCAAAUAUUGAGUGUUCGGUGUCAAGGAUGGACUGGAAGGUGAAGAGUGCAGGAGAAGCCUAAUGGCCGAGACUUGAAUCAGCUAAGAACUAUGUGGGCAAAUUAACCCCUGAGGGCUCCCACCUCUCUCCCAGCCCAUGUCCUCCUCCUCAUGACCCAACCACUCAUUAGAGGCCACACCAGCUGGGCCAGUUUCUGAGGUGGAUUCCCAGGCUGGGCUGGGUAAGGAAGGGUGGGGAAGAAAACAGCUGUGCUUGUCAGGGACACUAGUCUCAACAAAUGCUGAAACCCAGGUGCUAUCAGCCACUGGGCAAGGCCUCUUCACCUAGGGACCCCACCUUGGACUGUGCUGGGGGUCCUUGAUGAGGACCACUAGGGAGCAAGUCAUUCAGGAACAACUAUUUUUUGUUUAUUAGGCCCAUAAGUCAAUGGGCCAUAAUCUUAAAUUAAUUUUAGGCUUAAAAGAAAAAACAACCAACCUCCAGCUAUUAACUCAAAGAGGUGGUUGUUUGCAGUCCAGGUGUGCCAACAACUGAGCCUUCCACAACCUAUACCUCUCUCGGCAAUUUGCUAUCUGUGGGGAAAGAAAUAGCACUCUGCCUCUUAUCUUCCCAAAUCCCUGAAGUGGCUGUCACUUGGGAACCAUUAGGGAGUGGGAUCCAUGCU